AUGUCUUUGAGCACGAUAUCACACACUCAUUUGAACCAUGAUGGUACUCAAUCGCUGUCGUUGUCAAGCCGACAUGGCCAUGCUCAAGGUCGCAGCAUGGAUGUUACGGCGUCGACUCUGCACCGAACCAGUCCUCUCGAUCUAGACUUCGCUAAGAUUCGACCACUCAUUAAAUCGGGAACGUACCUUGAACCAAUCGACACAAAUGUCCGCACCUCAAGCGAUGUUCAGGCCGUUUCUCCAACUACACCAAGUGAUCCAUCAACGUUGAGAUUCUCAUCGAACGCUGGCAUCAUUGAGCAUUACUCGCGGGCUUGGAAUACUCAAGACAACCAAAACGAUCGAAUAGAGCAGGACUUCUCCGAAUUCGAGCAACUGAUUGGCCCAACAGCCGGCCACACUCCACGGUGGCCAUUCAUCAAUGAUGAAAGCCUAAAUACACCGGAUUCUGCAGAUUCAGAGCCCUUAUUUUCACCCUCCCGUAUUCCAACGACGAGGCCAAGGCCAAUAUACCAAAUCCAUGAAGGUCUUGAAGAUCUCGCCGAUCUAUAUGUUCCGCCACUUGACUCAGUGCCCGAAGCUGGCGAGGUAGAAGCACAUCUUCCACGACCUCCUCCGACAUCUCGAAUCAGCCACGCCAAGGUCAUGACAGCGGCCGAGUUCGAAGCUCUCCAAAAGCGCAAAGCCCGAGAAGAAGCUGAGAGGCGCUUCUACGGCGGUGAAGAAGAGGAAGACGACAAAGUAGACUACGAGUGUAUAGACGAUACCGAGGCUGUGAACAGGCAAAAAGCGCAGCGUAAGAAGCAGCAGGCGUAUCUCGAUGGCGGUUAUCGACAACAGAUGAUGAAGAGUACAAAUGGACCUGAUCUCCCACCAUUGCGCUCUCACUCGCGCAUCUCUUCGUCGUGGUCCAUGAAGUCGUUCAAGACGUUUCAAGGUUUGCGAGAAGAUAUCGUCCCAAGGCAUGACAACGAAGAUGAAGAUGAGGAUGUGCCUUUAGCACUUCUGCAGAUCCAGCGAAGAUCAGGCAGCAAAGCUCCAUCCGUCAUUAACUUCGGUCACACGAGGGGAGAGUCCAUCUCGCAGCUCCUACCAAUUAACAACAUCAGACAAAACUCACGAAUACCAAUGCCUGAAUUUGCAAGGAGUCUUCCGCAAGAUAUCUACCCAGGGCCCCCACAAACUGCCUGGCCUAUGAACAACCAGCAACGCAUUCCAGGUGGUUUGGUCGGCGUGAUAGCGAGCGAAGAGCGCGCCAAGAAGGCUCGCCGUGUGCCCCCGAGCACCGGCUUCCAACCUCUGCCCGACACCAACGAGGCUUUCAAUUGGGGACAGCCGGUCGGAAUAGCGCAUUCUUUUGGCCUGCCAGGGGCGCAGACCCCGAUGGCCUUCUCCAGGCCUCAAACUCCAGUUGCUGUCCCUCAGCUGCCCCCACUCCAUUCCAAUCAAGAAAUGUUCAACUUAUUGCAGGCUCAGACUGAGGUUCUGAGGUCCAUGGCGACUAUGGGCCAGAGAAGCAACCAACACUGGAAUGCCUUUUCGUCUCAGCAGCCGGUCAUGAACAUGGGGCCACCCGGUGCCGGGUCGACGUAUGCGCCGUCUCAGUACGCGCCUUCGAUCUAUGCGAAGUCGAACUACGCACCCUCAAAUUACGCCAGAUCUGCUUAUCAGCAGCUUGGGGGAUAUGCAGCGUCAGUGGCACCGUCAGAACGCAACACCGUUGGUCUUCCAAGUCGUUACAGACCAGUUUCCAAAGCUGUGAACCAAACACUUUCGGCAAAGGCAACCAAGAACGACGAAGCAAUGUCUCUCAGUAACUGGGACAACAAUAGAUCUAACAUUCCUCGUACCAGUGUUGCCAUCGAGCAAGAUAGCACGGAUGAUGACGACGAUGAUGCAUUCUGGAGAGCGAAAAGGGAGAAAAGAGACAAAAGGAGAGCGAGGUUCAUUCAGGAGAAUGAUUUAGGAAUUAAGGCAGAAUGGAUCAGCUAA
Molecule: messenger RNA, 1992 nt
Organism: Fusarium mangiferae
Lineage: Eukaryota; Fungi; Ascomycota; Sordariomycetes; Hypocreales; Nectriaceae
Exons: 1
Coding region: 1-1992 (663 amino acids)
Source: RefSeq, a predicted model, not a curated record